Molecule: messenger RNA, 1349 nt
Organism: Phialemonium atrogriseum
Lineage: Eukaryota; Fungi; Ascomycota; Sordariomycetes; Cephalothecales; Cephalothecaceae
Exons: 3
Coding region: 459-1103 (214 amino acids)
Source: RefSeq, a predicted model, not a curated record
CCCUGUAGCCUUCGCCUUACUGCUGCAGAUGUGAGAGACGUAGCCGUCCAUAUCCUCAACCGGUCGUGUCGGUGCAACCGCCUAGAGCAUGGGCCGACGCUACUUACUGCUUCUCUUGUAGCCCCGGCAGUCGAAUGCAGUUGCAGUGUUGAGCCCUAGGAUGGCCGUUAUAAUGAGCAGGUGUAACUGGUUCAUCUCGAGGAUUUCCUGCUUGACUUUGGAGAUAUCUAUCCCCACGUAAAUUUAACUCCGAAAAGCAUCUGAACGUUGUGGAUUCGAGGAAAGUUGCCCACGACAAGCGCAAAGAAGAGAUCCUUCAUCUGCUCAGCCUACUUGGUACGUACAACAACAAGUCAUCCACCCUCCUUAUCUGCUGGGGUGAAGCCAACAACUGCCGUGUGAUUCCUGUCAAAAUCCGCCAUGGAGCAGAUGAUAAGGAGCAGUGGCGGAGGAAGGCGAUGGGCCUGUUUGGGGUGAAACGGGUAUCUUUCACAAGGAAAAUCUCUCUUGCGGAACAGAUCUCAAGGGCUUCCCGAGGUUUGAGACAAAAUGAUGAGUUUGUCGGGACGUAUAUCAGAGAAGAGGAGAAUGAGAUAAGGACACAACACCUGAAGCGGGAAAUCGCUAAUUAUAUACCCCAAGACCCACCUUGUGAGUAUAACUACGACACUGGGAUGGGGUGCUCCUUUUUCUGCGGAGAAGACUUGUCAGAAGGAAUAUUGUGCCCGGAGAGAGAAUUUUGGGAUAGCAAGAGAGCAUUAUCACGCAUGGAGAGUCGGCUCCCUCUGGUUUUAGCUUUUCGCGAACCGGCGCUUGCAAUGGGUAACGAUCUUCUUGAGAAGGAAGACAUUUAUAGUCAUCUACGAAUUCUGAGUCUGCUUCGCAGGUGGAAUCUCCCAACGCUUCGCGAGCUAGAAUUUCAAGGCCUAAUUGUUGACGAAGGCUGGGUACUGCCUCGAUGGAAUGAUGCCAUAAUUAUAAUUGGCACGGUAACCUUCAUCGCGAUUCUGGGCAAAAUUGUCUUUGGUGGUUGGGACGCGGCUUGGGGGGUUGCAGCUUGCUUUGUUACUAUCGUUGGGUUGUUCACUCGUGGCCAUUAUUAGAAUAUGUAGCACCUUGCCUUGGACACCCUAGGUAAUUUGCUUUCUUCAUAUAGUAGAAGAAGAAGAGGCAGAUAGAGGAAGAGUAAAAUUGUCAGCAGCAGGGAAGGCACUAGGAGUGGAAAUAUGGAUAGGAGAAAGGAGUGGGUAAUGAAAGGAAACAUAAGAAAUGCAAGAAAGGAAAUAUAAACAAGAUUGGAGCUCUGAAGGGAACGCCUUUUCGAGAUUACGGAGAACCUUAAAUUUCCA